AUGAAGGCCUCUUACAACUUGUAUCCUGAACGUCAAAAAAGGACAUGGGGCUGGACAAAUUGUGAUUUCGUAAAGACUUCAAAAGGCAAGGGAAAAAAGGCGCAACAGCCAGUCGUCAAAGAGAAGCCAGAGUCGAGAAACAAAGUGGCCCGAAUUACACCAAGGUCCCCUCAUGAUAAGCUUCUACACCGCUUGUACGAACCAUUGAUUCUUCUCGAGGUUCUCGACAAGUAUGGAGGUCUGCCAGUCUCUGAGUUCCCUUCAGAGGUUGACGCAACAUCUAACCUUGAGUUACGACGACCUUUUCUAAACCAACUCGCCUAUGUCUGUGAUUUCAAAAAGGGGGGAGAUACCGUGACAGCCGAAGAGAAUGUUAUUGAAAUUUGCAUUAAAUUCAAUCAUGAAAGACUCGGGUUCUACAGCAAAAGGUUGCGGCAGUAUUUGAAACUGUGCUUAUAGGCUCUAAAUCUUUCCAAUAA
Molecule: messenger RNA, 479 nt
Organism: Hymenoscyphus albidus
Lineage: Eukaryota; Fungi; Ascomycota; Leotiomycetes; Helotiales; Helotiaceae
Source: the annotation of a GenBank genome assembly